Zingiber officinale is the source of this 1449-nucleotide messenger RNA. RefSeq lists its product as uncharacterized. NCBI's taxonomy places the organism in Eukaryota, Viridiplantae, Streptophyta, Magnoliopsida, Zingiberales, Zingiberaceae. The coding region runs from base 1 to 1449 and encodes 482 amino acids. Gene Ontology annotation, molecular function: nucleic acid binding; RNA-DNA hybrid ribonuclease activity. The transcript has a single exon. The record is from RefSeq and is a predicted model, not a curated record. Gene Ontology annotation, biological process: DNA integration.
AUGGCUCGACAUUUAAGGCCCUACUUUCUGGCGCAUCCCAUUACAGUUCUGACUAAUAGUACUAUGGGAAAAGCUCUUACAAAUGUGGAAGUUGUUGGCCGACUCAUUAAGUGGGCAACUGAGUUGGGGGAGUACAACAUCAUUUAUCUGCUUCGGACAGCUAUUAAGGAGCAGGCCCUGGCUGAUUUCCUGACCGAAGUUCAUCAGACUGACUCUGAAGAAACCUGGAAGAUAUAUAUAGGCGGGUCAGCUACACGUCAAGGAAGUGACGUUGGAAUUCUUCUGAUAUCUCCUCAGGAAGAUGUUUUGCAGUUGGUCGUACGGUUGAACUUCAGAGCUACUAAUAAUGAAGCAGAAUAUGAAGCUCUAUUGGCAGACUUGCAAGCAACCAAACAUGUAGGAGCUGCCCGAGUCAUCAUUUAUUCGGACUCCCAACUAGUAACUCAACAAGUAGCAGGCAAUUUCGAGAUUAAUAGUGACAAGUUACAAGUAUAUCAGGAGGCCUAUGGGAAAAUGAAGCAGGAGUUCAAGGAGGUCACGGUGAGCAAGAUCCCCAGGUCAGAAAAUGGCCGGGCUGAUGAGUUAGCUAAAAUGACGAGCUCUUUGACCACCACAUGGGUACUAGAUAAAUCGAUAACACAAACCUUCCUUAUAGCGCAGAUAGACCUACAAAGUAAUAUGGAUGGGGUUAUUGACUGGCGAGCAUCGAUGAUCCGCUAUCUUCAACAGGGUACUCUUCCAAUAGAUCUGGAACAAGCGCGACUGGUCAGGAAAAAGGCCCAUGCCUACACCAUGGUGGGAUAUCAACUAUACAAACGAGCGUUCUCCAGGCCUUUACUCAAAUGUAUCAACAUAGAAGAGGCAGAUCAGGUCUUGCGAGAGAUGCAUCUGGGGUGUUGUGGCAGUCAUGCUGGAGGUCGGACACUAUCCAGGAACGUGCUAUUAGCCGGAUACUUCUGGGCCACUAUACAGAGGGAUGCUCAACAACUCAUGAAUACUUGCUUGUCUUGCCAGAAACAUCAGAAUUUGAUGCAUACGCCUACCUCAGUGUUAAAGACAUCCAUAGUUUCCUUCCCUUUUGAUCAAUGGAGUAUGAACAUCGUCGGACCCUUUCCUAUGACAUCAGGUCAAAGGCGAUUCCUACUGGUGGCGGUGGAUUACUUUUCCAAGUGGGUGGAAGCUGAGGCCCUGGCCAGGAUUACCGAAGGAUCAAUUAUUCAAUUUCUAUGGAGAAACAUCCUGUGCAGAUUUGGCAUACCCUAUAAGCUAGUAUCAUACAAUGGAAGACAAUUUCAAGGUCAAAAGAUCCAUGCCUGGUGUCAAGGGUUUGGAAUUACCCAGUCCUUCACCUUUGUGGCCUACCCUCAAAGCAAUGGGCAGACUGAAGUUAUCAACCGAGAAAUUGUGCGAGGAUUGAAGAUCAAGCUAGAACACGUCGGGGGAGAUUAG